This is a messenger RNA of Blepharisma stoltei, 1271 nucleotides long. The record is from the annotation of a GenBank genome assembly. Lineage: Eukaryota; Ciliophora; Heterotrichea; Heterotrichida; Blepharismidae.
AUGCUACACGUAAUCCUUCUUUUUAUUUUAAAAGUUUCAGCUGAUACAAGUCUUAAGUCAGAAACAACAUUAGAAGGACAGCAAUAUUGCUCAUAUCGUCCUAGGGCAGAAAUUUUUGGACUUCUAAAUGCAGAAAAAAUAGAGCUUGAAAAAGGCAAUGAAUGUGUAAGCUGUGGAUAUCAGCAAGAAUGCCAGAAAUUAAAAGAAAAGUUAACAACUUUCCCAUCCCCUGAAGAUGCCUUAAUUGGUAGAGACCGUGCUGUAUCAAUUUCUGACACUCAUUACGUAUUAGGAACAAAAUUACUUGGCCCAUUUCCUCCUGAAAUGGAAGUAGCAAUGUUCGGUUUAGGGUGCUUUUGGGGAGCUGAAAGGCUUUUUUGGAAACAGCCAGGUGUUUAUUCAACACAGGCUGGAUAUGCAGGCGGAUACACUCCAAAUCCUAAAUACGAAGAAGUUUGCUCAGGAUAUACUGGGCACAAUGAAGUAGUUAGGGUUGUCUAUGAUCCAAGGCAAAUUUCAUAUAAAACGCUACUUAAGCUUUUUUGGGAAAGCCAUGACCCAACACAAGGAAUGAGGCAAGGACUAGAUCAAGGCACACAAUAUAGAUCUAUUCUCUAUAGAGUUAAUUUGGUAUAAGUAAUUUAUGGUAAAAAGGCUACAUUCUAUAAAAAUGAUGAUUUUCAUAAAGCAUACUUCUUCAAAAUUCAGCUCAGCAAGGCAUAUGAUAAUGGUUUACACACCUGAGCAAAGAGAAGUUGCAAUGGAAAGCAGAAACAUUUAUCAAAGAGAAUUGUUUAGCUCCCCUUCCCUGAGCGAGCAAAAAAUUUUGAUCUCUCACUAGUGAGAAUAUAUUUUUAAAAAAUAUAUAAUAAAUUUUAUAGUAUUUUUUUUUAAAAUUUAAAAAAAGUUCCUUUUCAUAAAAUAAGCAGUAAAUGAGUUUAAUAUGCAAAAUUUAUGUCUUAAAUGCAGUUUGUUUAAAAUAAAACAGAAUUAGCUGAGGUUUCUUAAUAAUAAUUAUCACUUAUAUAUCGAUAUAUUUGCUCGCUUACAGAGGGUAGUUUUUUUUUCCCAAAAAAUAAAGGUUUUCAAUGUUUUUGUUUGCUCACAGAGGGGAGUGCAAGGCAUCUCUUGGAACAAUAACUACAGAAAUUCGUCCUGUAUCCGAGUUUUAUUUAGCCGAGGAGUACCACCAACAAUAUCUAGCAAAAAAUCCAGGUGGCUAUUGUGGGCUUGGAGGAGUUGGAGUAAAAAUGCCAAAGUCAUUUGAGUAA